This is a messenger RNA of Salvelinus fontinalis (brook trout), 2896 nucleotides long. Its product is annotated as TATA-box-binding protein. Gene Ontology annotation, molecular function: DNA binding; RNA polymerase II general transcription initiation factor activity. The transcript is spliced from 8 exons. The record is from RefSeq and is a predicted model, not a curated record. NCBI's taxonomy places the organism in Eukaryota, Metazoa, Chordata, Actinopteri, Salmoniformes, Salmonidae. Gene Ontology annotation, biological process: DNA-templated transcription initiation. The coding region runs from base 795 to 1673 and encodes 292 amino acids.
GAAAAAUAAUCGACCGAUGCGUGUAGCUGUUCUACGAGUGGUCUGAGGCAAGCGUUAGAUUACGAGCGUUUUCACGUGCAACGUUAAUAAUGAUGGUUUUGGUAUACAGCUUGGAGAUUUAACGAUGGUCCUAUUUCGUGUUGUGUAGUGUCUUUGCUGGCAUGCAUCCCACUUAUUAUUUUUUUGCUCCACCAAGAUUUACAUGCUAAAAUCGCCACUGCCCCUAUGCAACCAAGAGUAACGCUUCUGACAAAGGACAGAAACCAGGGAUUAUUUUUCUGCUGCCACAUAUGUAAGGGUUGAGGGGAACUGCUGAAACAGGGUUUGAACCAAAGAAAAUGCAUAAUGCCAACCCUUUUUUCUUGAACGGCACUUUCUGUUAUGAAUUUUGGAUAACUUUUGCCUUUGCUCCUGCCAGAUAAAAUAACCCAAAAUGUUAUGUGAACUUUGACACCGGAAGUGUUCAAGUAACAUACCGGAUAUAACUGUUUUGAGCCAGUGAGCGCAUGAACCAGUGAAAACAGCGGCUAGAUUUUUAAUGUGACAUUUUAAGUGCAGUUUUAGAGACGUGGUCAAAAUAAUCUAGAUAAGGGGUUCGCUGCUACGCUCUGUUCCAACACAUGACUUUUGUCGACAUUUUCAAAUACAGAAUUGCUCCUAGUCCUAGGUCUCUGAAUUUCUUUCCUUUGAGACGGUCAACCAACUGUCCCGCUUCAUAAUUUUGAGGACAUGGAGCAGAACAACAGUUUGCCUCCUUUCCAGGGUCUUGCCUCCCCUCAGAUUCAACUAGCCUAAUGGAGGGCUUGUUCUCACAUCUUUUAAAGGGGGCAAUGACCCCUGGAAUGCCCAUCUUCAGCCCCAUGAUGCCCUAUGGCAGUGGUCUGACUCCCCAACCUGUGACGAACACCAACAGCCUUUCUCUCCUGGAGGAGCAGCAUCGGCAACAACAGCAGCAGCAGGCUUCGACUCAGCAGGGUGGGGUGUCAGGGGGCUCGGGACAGACGCCACAGCUUUAUCACUCCCAAACGGUCACCACCACCACACUGCCGGGAAACACCCCUCUCUACACCACUACACCGCUAACCCCCAUGACACCCAUCACACCUGCCACACCUGCCUCUGAGAGCUCUGGGAUUGUCCCACAACUACAGAAUAUCGUAUCCACUGUGAACUUGGGCUGCAAACUUGACUUAAAAACAAUAGCACUCCGAGCUAGAAAUGCUGAGUACAAUCCAAAGCGAUUUGCUGCUGUUAUCAUGAGAAUACGAGAGCCAAGAACAACUGCACUUAUCUUCAGCUCUGGGAAAAUGGUGUGCACAGGAGCCAAAAGCGAAGAGCAGUCCCGCCUGGCGGCCAGGAAAUAUGCCAGAGUUGUGCAGAAGUUGGGCUUCCCAGCCAAAUUCCUUGAUUUCAAGAUACAGAACAUGGUGGGCAGCUGUGAUGUCAAAUUCCCCAUUCGGUUAGAGGGACUUGUACUAACUCACCAGCAGUUCAGCAGUUAUGAACCAGAGUUAUUCCCUGGGCUAAUCUAUAGAAUGAUCAAACCCAGAAUUGUCCUGUUGAUAUUCGUUUCAGGGAAAGUUGUAUUAACAGGUGCAAAGGUGAGAGGAGAAAUUUAUGAAGCAUUUGAAAACAUCUACCCCAUCUUGAAAGGAUUCAGGAAGACGACGUAAAUAUGUCUGACCAUUUAUUUUUUAAAUUUGUUUUAAUAGUCACAGGGACACUUGUCCUAUGUUGUGACCUGUUACUUUGGGACUCUGAUUGAACCUGUACAGUUUAAUCAACAAAUCAGGGACCCCUCCUAUUCACCUUAAAGGGAUACUUUUGAGAUUUUGGCAAUGAGGCCUUUUUAUCUACUUAGUCAGAUGACCUCGUGGAUACCAUUUUUAUGUCUGUUUCCAGUAUGAAGGAAGUGAAAGGUAGUUUUGUGAGUUAAUGCUAGACUUCCAGUCACUGCGCUAAUGCUAGUUAGCAUUGGCUCGCGAAACUACCUCUAACUUCCUUCAUGCUGGACACACAUCGUAUUCACGAGUAGAUCUGAAUCUGGGGGAGUAGAUAAAGGUGAUACUAGGAGAAAUGCUGUAUUUUAGCAGUUUUAUUUAUUUUUAAGUGACUCUUGCUUGUUAUUAAAUGAGGCAGUCUUGGCUGGCUUUUAAUUUUUCUAAAGUAGGUUUUAUUGUUAACCUACAGUUUCUGUGCGUCUUUGUCCACACAUUCCCUAUAGACAUUUUAAGAUUCUUUAAAUGGUGUUUAGUCUUUUUCAUUGUUGUAUGAAGAAUCUCACUUGGGCAAGGCUUAACUACCCAAUUUGUCAUUAUUUGAACAUUGUUUGGAUGACUGGUACUGAAGGCAAGAAAAAUGGAACAUUAAUCAUACAACCUUAGUCUGCAUCUUAGGAAUGUUAGUCAUAUCUUAUUUCUCAUUCAGUUUUUGGUCAUGAUUGAAGAACCCUCAUGUUUUAAUGUUAUAAUGGACUAACUAGCCUAAUUCACUAUGGAUUUUGUUUCAGUUUACACACUGUAUUUUUGGUCUACCAUGAAAGCCUUGUCAGUAAUUUGUUCUAGUUUUAAAUGUUAUUUUGCUACCUUGUGCAGUUAAAUGUUUCCUUACCGAUUGAUCUCCCUCCUUUAGUUUAAAAAGCUUUGUCUUCAGGGUAGGGCAAGAUUUACAACAAUCCAGGGAAUGACUGUGCAUGACCAGUUUAAUGAAUGGACUCAAUGUCACAUGACAUUAACAUGCUAAGUGUGUUUUAAUUUGAGCUUUAAUGCUCUAAAAAUAACAUUGCAUUACAGAAUGUUUUUAAACCUGUUGAAACUAUGCAAACUAUUAGUCCUAUGGCAAAACAAAUGACAUGUCUUUUGCUUAUGGUGAUAAAGUAAGAAUGUAACAACCUGAA